Molecule: messenger RNA, 1827 nt
Organism: Pestalotiopsis fici W106-1
Lineage: Eukaryota; Fungi; Ascomycota; Sordariomycetes; Amphisphaeriales; Sporocadaceae
Exons: 1
Coding region: 1-1827 (608 amino acids)
Molecular function (GO): oxidoreductase activity, acting on paired donors, with incorporation or reduction of molecular oxygen; iron ion binding; monooxygenase activity
Source: RefSeq, a predicted model, not a curated record
AUGUCGUCGGACACGGCUGCCGUAUCAUCGCUGGCGCAGCUGCCUCUGGCAGUGAGCGCCGUCGUUGUCGGGCUGCUCUCGUUGCUAUAUUUAGCCUACCAGUGGGCUCUGCCCAAACCUCUGCCAGGCAUUCCGUACAACAAAGCUGCUGUCAAAUCAAUUCUAGGCGAUGUGGUUGAGGUCAGGGAGCUACAGAAGAAGGGGGGCAGGCCGCGGGCCUGGCUGGGAGAGCAACCAUGGCGGCACAACAGUCCGCUGGUUCAAGUCUUUCUCGCGCCGCUGGCCAAGCCCAUCUUGAUUCUUUCCGAUUUUCGCGAGGCCCAGGAUAUUCUGCUCCGCAGAGGCAAGGAAUUCGAUCGCGGCGGCCGCAACCUCGACGCCCUCGGCGGUGUCAUUCCGAAUCAUCACAUUGGCAUGCAGACUUCAAGUCCUCGGUUCAAGGCAAAUCGGGAACUGGUCAAGGAUCUCAUGACUCCUAAUUUCUUGCACACUGUAUGUAAAAAGAAGCAAAAGAAGUCGGCUCUCAACGUUCAUAUCGAAAAACAUAAGCUCAUCUGGUUACAGGUUUCUGCUCCCGAGAUUCACCGCAACACGCUCAAGUUCAUCGAUCUGUGGAAGCUCAAGGCGGAAAAGGCCAAUGGUCGACCGUUUCGGGCAGACGAGGACAUUCACGUCAUGACCUUUGACAUUAUCAAGAUUGUUGCGCUCGGCGAGGGUGACUCGCAGAGCAUGACGGAGCUGUACCACGAUAUCGUGCGCAAGACUGAUCUGGAGGGCCAGGUUCCCGACAGCAAGGACGCUCCCGUACACUUCCCUGACCAUUUGCCCAACGAGGACCUCCGCUCUCACCAGGUCCAGCAGGACGCCGUCGGGCAGUCCAUCAGUGCGCCUCUACCUGGUCUAUUCCACAAGAUGAACAACCGGAAACCACACAUGCAGGAGGCCUACGCCACCAAAGCGCGCAUGCUCGAGAAGCAAAUCGGCCUAGCCAUUAAGCGCGCCGAGGCUGGCGAGGACGUCAAGUCGGCACUGGACCACAUGGUGAAGCGUGAGAUUAACGCAGCCAAAAAGGCUGGCCGGGCUCCCGUCUUUGACUCCCCUUACAUGAAGGAUGAACUCUACGGUUACAUUGGCGCCGGCCACGAAACCACGGCCACCUCGUUCCAGUGGGGUCUCAAACACAUGGCCAUCCACCGGGACAUUCAGCACAAGCUCCGCGCAGCCCUGCGCGCCACCUACGCCGACGCCGCGGCGGCGCAGCGCUCGCCCACCGUUGCCGAGAUCACCAAGGCGCAGGUCCCGUACCUGGAGGCGGUCAUGGAGGAGAUUCUACGGCUGACGGGACCCGUGCUCGGCGUUUUCCGCCAGGCCCAGGUCGACACGACGCUGCUGGGCCACCGGGUGCCCAAGGGCACGCAGGUCUUUAUGCCCACCAUGGGCGCCAGCGUCGCGCGGCCGUCUUUCGCCGUCGACGAGGCCGUGCGGAGCGAGAGCUCGCGGUCCCACACGGAGAAGCGCGGCGACUGGGACGACCUGGACCCCGAGGCCUUUGUGCCGGAGCGCUGGCUCAAGACUGAGGACGACGACGAGACUUUGCAGUCGUCUUUUGACUCGCAGGCCGGUCCCUUUUUGACGUUUAGCAAUGGCGUGCGUGGUUGCUUUGGACGCCGUCUCGCGUACCUCGAGCUCCGCAUCCUCAUGACGCUGCUAUUUUGGAAUCUGGAGUUGGGUUCGCUGCCAGAAGAGCUCAAUACUUUUGAGGCUGUUGACAGUCUCACUACCAAACCUGCCAAGUGUUUUGUGAGGAUAUCCGAGGCCAAAUACUAG